Molecule: messenger RNA, 7326 nt
Organism: Seriola aureovittata
Lineage: Eukaryota; Metazoa; Chordata; Actinopteri; Carangiformes; Carangidae
Gene: ncln
Product: nicalin
Exons: 15
Coding region: 124-1857 (577 amino acids)
Biological process (GO): regulation of signal transduction
Cellular component (GO): endoplasmic reticulum membrane
Source: RefSeq, a predicted model, not a curated record
GAAUCACGCAGCUGUAGCUCCGCUCGGUUAGCUGAACUCGGUCCCCGGCUGUCAGUUACUGAGACCAGUGACAGCCAAGUAUAUUGUUUCAUCCCGAGCUGUGCGUUGAAUACAAUCGCCAAAAUGUUCGAGGAGGCCAGCGAGGUGUUCGACAACAUGUUUAAAUCUUCGUUUCCCCUAACCUUUAUCGUGUUUAUCCCCGCGGUGCUGAUCCUUGUGUCACCGCUCCCGGCUGAGGCGGCACAUGAGUUCACGGUGUACCGCAUGCAGCAGUACGACCUGCAGGGACAGCCGUACGGUACCAGGAAUGCCAUCCUGAACACCGAGGCCCGUACUGUGGAGGCAGAGGUACUAAGUCGUCGCUGUGUUAUCAUGCGGCUGGCAGACUUCUCCUACGACAAGUACCAGAAAGCCCUGCGCCAGUCAGCGGGAGCUGUGGUCAUCACCCUGCCCAAGAACAUGUCUGCUGUGCCCCAGGACAUAGUACAGCAGUUCAUGGAGCUGGAACCGGAGAUGUUGGCCACCGAGACCAUCGUCCCUGUGUACUUUGCCAUGGAGGAUGAUGAGCUGCUGUCCAUCUACACCCAAACCCUGACCUCCUCCUCCUCGCAGGGCUCCUUGUCAGCAGCUGAAGUGCUGCUGCACACGGCCACAGCCAACGGCUUCCAGAUGGUCACCAGUGGAGCGCAGAGCAAAGCCAUCAGUGACUGGGCCAUCACCAGUUUAGAGGGUCGUCUGGCUGGAGUUGGAGGAGAGGACCUGCCCACUAUUGUUGUGGUGGCUCACUACGACUCCUUUGGUGUUGCUCCAUGGCUGUCGUAUGGAGCCGAUUCGAACGGUAGCGGAGUGUCCAUGUUACUAGAGCUGGCUCGUCUCUUCUCGAAACUCUACACCUACAAGAGAACUCACGCCGGAUACAACUUGCUGUUUUUUGUGUCUGGUGGAGGGAAGUUUAACUACCAGGGCACCAAACGUUGGCUGGAGGAGAAUCUGGACCAUACAGACUCCAGUUUGCUACAGGACAACGUAGCCUUUGUGUUGUGUCUGGACACUCUCGGGAAUGGAGACUCUCUGCACCUCCAUGUGUCCAAACCACCUAAAGAGGGAACUCCUCAAUACUCUCUGCUUAAGGAGCUGGAGAUGGUGGUGAGUAGUCAGUACCCGGAGGUCAAAUUCUCCAUGGUCCACAAGAAAAUCAACCUGGCCGAAGACAUGCUGGCCUGGGAGCACGAGCGCUUCGGGAUCCGCCGGCUGCCGGCCUUCACUCUGUCCCAUCUGCCCUCGCACCGCCUGGCUCAGCGCUCCAGCAUCAUGGACGUGCGGUCAGUGUCCCCCUCCUCUCGCCACGGAGCGGGAGAGCCCCCUGCUGGGCCUCACGUUGAUGUAAAGAAACUCGGUAGGAACACCAAGGUGGUAGCAGAAGCACUGGCCAGGGUCAUCUACAACCUCACAGAGAAGGGGGCCCCUGGAGACCUGCAGAUCUUCACAGAACAAAUGCAGGUCCAGGAGGAGCAGUUAUCAGCGGUGGUGGACUGGCUCACAGCGCAGCCGCGAGCCGCCCAGCUGGUGGACAAAGACAGCAGCGUGGUAUCCACUCUGGAGUAUCACCUCGGACGCUACCUCAAGGAUGUAAAGAGACACUACGUCAAAGCUGACAAAAGGGAUCCAGAGUUUGUAUUCUACGACCAGCUCAAGCAGACUAUGAACGCUUACAGAGUGAAGCCUGCUAUUUUUGACCUGCUACUGGCUGUGUGCAUCGCAGCCUACUUAGGGAUGAUGUAUCUGGCUAUCCAGAACUUCGGGGUCCUCUACAGUGUUGUCCGUAGAAUCACCCAACCCAAGGCGAAGGUCCACUAAACCAACCACCAACACCUUCUCUUUUCCGGACUCUGCUGUUGUCAUGAUGGUUUUCAAACCAGCAGAAUCGCUUCCAUUUUUCCUUCAUCCUGAUCCACAAACUAUGAUGUCAGAUCCUGUCCUGCUGCCAACUUAAUCCAUUUGGUCUCAGCGACCAGAAUAAUCAGGAAUCAUUCUUCUCUCCACAGAUGUCUUUGUCUUUCAUUUCUGAUAAUCCCUCGGAUUGGAAAUACUUCAUUAUUUGACUCUGGUGAUUGAUUUUAAACCAUUUGUCCACACCUCAGAGGUCUAGACGAGAUUAAGUGAGUUUGUGAUGUUGCUGUGCCACUGAUCGCUUCAUUCCUCUCCUCAGUAUACUGUACAAGUGAUCAUUCAGCCAAACUGACGUCACAUGUUUUCUCGGGCAGCUAGAGGGAGAAACUGACCAGACAGAGUUUAGCCCAGAAUUUAUUUUGUUGAGAGAUGUGUUCGCCAACCGUGUUGUAAAAAAGGACAGGUUCGCAUUUUGUCAAGUCUGUCUUAAUACAAUACUCACGCUCCCUAAAGUUCAGCUGAAGAUGAAAUGAAGCUUCAGCAGAGUUAUAAAGUAUAAGUCGCAGUUCCCUCCUUGUGCUCAUCAAAGAAACACUGUCCAUGAAAACACAGAGAGAAUGCCACAUUAAAAAGACUGUAAUAUCAGAAGAUUUCCACUUGGCUGACUCAAACUGCUGAAGCCUCACCAACUUCAGAAAGGACAGUGGCCUUUUGUCUUUUGGACCUUUAGGGCUGCAACUUACAAUUAUUUUAAUUACUAAAUCAUUUGUCGAUUAACUUUACAACUAAAACAUGUCAACUAGUACACGAACGCCCAUUGCAGGUUGUGCGAGCCAAAAGUGACAUCCUCACAUAUCCUUUUCUGUCAACGGUCCGAUGUUCAAUUUACAACAGUAUAAUUGUAGAAAAAUCCUCAAAAAGCUGGAAUCAGCAAAUAUUUGUCCCUAUGACUUCAAUGAUUAAUUGGCGUUUAAUUUUCUGUUGAUUAAGUGUAGUCAUGCAAGGAAGGGAGCACCUCAUAUUCCAGUAUGGACAUGAGGAAUGAGCGCAGCGGCCAAUAACUGUGUGUAGAUAUGAGGAUGUGAGUGUUGUGUUGAGGCAGACUUGAAAAAUUCUGAACUCGUCCUUUAAAUGCUGAAAGAAAAUGACUCCUCAAACACAAAUACAGUUUACGGAAAUGACAAGUUGUCUAAAUACAAUGUGAAGUAGUGUGUGUAUAAUCCUGAUGUCAGUGAAUUUAUUAGAAGAAACAUUGAGCUGAAUGGGACAAAAAUCCUUGCCAAAUAAUUAGCGUAUGUAUGAAAUUCCCCCUUUCUCCACAUUUAAUAUAUAUAGUUCUAUUAAUCUAAGCAGAUUCCACCUUGAAAUGUUUCCUCCUUGCUCUUUGAGUCACCUUUUUAAAGGUUUGUUUCUCUGUCGCUGUGUGACUUGAUGUCUUAUUUUCAUCGCUCAAGUCUUUUUAAAUCCUGAUUUGAUUAAACAAAAAAGUAAUGUCCGUGAAGUGCUUUCAUCUGAAAGCUCAUGUUACAAAAGGUCACAUGCAAAAAACAUGUUUUCUUGUCUAAUCGGAGCAUGUACGUGUCUAGUGUGUAAGAGUACAACGCCAACACAUCCUGGCAAGAUAAAACUCCCCCUUUACUCCUUUUUUAUCAGUAGAAAACAUGUUGUGCUGUGCGUGGACUUUUGCUGACUGCGGCAAAACUGUGACCUAAUCAGAAAUUCUUAAAGCCGUGUUAAGAUUUUGGUCAAGCCAGCACUGCAGCAUUGGAUGUCUUAAAAUGGGCAGCAACACAAAGGGUGUUGGAUUAAAUGGGAAAAAUGUCUUAGACACAUCCAGAAUAUUAGUUCAGUGAGAAUUUGCUGUGAAAAUUACCGUAGUGUUUCCUUGACCUUUCUGUCUUAGUUUUGCCUUGUUGUGGGUGAAUGGUGUUUUUUUUUUUUUGUCCCCCCCCCACCCCACAGUUUUGUAUUUUCCAAAUGUUGCUGCAUGACCAGUAGCCUCCCCAUCACCAUGGUAACAUCGACAGGACAUUUUAUUUACCAACACGAGGGAAAUACUGUGUGGUACAUAUGAAUUUUUAAUUUAUUGAAGCAGUUUUUGUUUGUGCACUGAGAUGAACUCUCCUCUGGUCUGAACUCUGUUUCGCCUCAUCCACAACACUUGAUCUUUGCAAUGAAAAUGAUAUCAGUUGUGAUUAAAAAAAUUAAAAUAAAUAAAUGAAAAGAAAAUACAAGGAACACGUGUCUUGUUUACUGACAUGUUUUAUUUUAUGGGGAAAAUAAUGAAACGAUAACAUUGGCUGAAUGGUAUUAAAAUUGUAUUACAAAAGAGCAAGUCUUUAUCAAGUGGUCUGAAUUUAGAAAGUGAUCAAAUUUUAAAAGAGCUUGGAAAAAAAAAAAUGGGGCAAUUUGUACAGCUUACAGUUUAUAUCAGUGGUCCAAAAAAUAUGUAUCAUUAAAAUACACUUUUAAUGAAAGAUUUGGUUAAUGAUUCUUCCCAGAAAGUCAUAAAAAUUCCCAAAUUCUCCUUUCCCUUUUCUAAAUUUGAUCUACUAAUGAACAAUAAAAAUAAUACUAAUAAAUUACAGUGCAAUUUAUAAGAAAUACCUGCAGGGCUUUUCCGCCCGUCAGUCUCUGCUAGCUCUCCUCUUCACUCAUCACCAGCUCCCACAAACACUUGCUUCUUAAUUUGGGUGGACAUUUUGGCACAAUCGACACUGAUGGGAGAUAUUUUGUGUCAUAAUGGUGUGGAGCCUGCGAGUCGGUUCAGACAGACAACUUCGUCAUAUUUAGUACAAAACAUCCAACACAGCCUUUUCAAUAAAGUUGCUGCUUAGUUUUAUCGUCACUCCCUGAUCUUUUCUGUGCUGAUUUUAGUGUAUGCAAAUGGGGAGUGACAAGGUCAGAGCCUGGACACCAACUACAUCAUACUCUACUCACUGCUACACGAAUCUACUACAGCUUUUGCAUUAAGGUGUUCCUAUCAGUUACACUAGUUUACUGAUUCGUCAUUUUUUACAGUCACUCCCUGAUUUUCUCAGCGCUGAGCUUAGUGUAUGCUAACAGGGAGUGACGAGGUCAGAACCAGGACACCAAAUGUAUGAUAUUCUACACGCUGCGACCUUUGCAGUCAGGUGGUCCAGUGAUCGCUGCUGUUUUACUACUCGGUUUGCAAACAUAUCGCCACUCCCUGAUUCUCUGUGCUGAGCUUAGUGUAUGCAAAUGGAGAGUGACAUCAAAUAUCAACUCUGAAGAAUACAUUCCCAGAAUAAAUCUUCCCCAGGUGAGUUGUCUGACUGAGUGAGCUUCACAGGCAACAUCUUUCCAACAACUUAAACCAAAGACAACCUGAACUGUCAAACUGCCAAUGUCAAACAUUUUAAUAAGAAUUAGCCAAAUCCAGUCAGAAAGAAAAAUAAACUGACAAUCUAAAUCUUCCUUCAAUUUCCAGAUAGUUUUGUCAGUUCUGGAUAAAAGUUAGGGGUGAGCAAUAUGGAUAAAUUCCCCUUCACAAUACAUGUAACUUCAUGUAAUAUUUAUACACAGGGUAAUAUGACAAAUUUCAGUUGGAUCACCUGUAGACAGGUGUGUAGGAAAUACUUUCAUGUGAAAGAAAAGGUUGAAUUCAUACACACUGAGGUUAUUAGAGAUACAUUUUAGUCAUGGACAUUGUGGGGCAUCCAUCAGGACACAUAUCUCAAAUAAACUCAGUGCUGACAGUGUGUGGGAAUUCAAAGUUUUCUCUUGCAUCGAAAAUCGAAUGAGAAAUGCUCAAAUUUGCAAAGAUACAAAAACAAAUAUGGUAAUAUGUUAUAGCAGAAACUUAUUGUAGGCUUUACAUUAUCAUACUGCCCACCCCUAGUAGUAGUUACUCACACAUCACGUUUAUAGUACGACACAGUGGGAGAGAGGUGGAGAAAUUGUAGGUGCACCUUUUGCACAUAGUACCAUACCAGAUUUUUGGGAUGAGUUGCACCUAAUCCAGAUCACAGUUCUUUGUGGGGUUACUGCAAACUUCACUCACCUGUCACCUGUCAUCAUAUAACAAAAGAUAUCAGCAAACUAUGGAUGCUCUAGUCUCACAGUUGAGCAGGCAGGACCUCAGAGGUCACAGAACACCAUGCUAGUAAAGUCAGUCAGCCACGGGACUCUGAACAUCUGAUAUAUUACACACAGCAACAUGUCUGAUAAAGCAUGUUACUUACAGUACAGAUGUGUAAAGACUACAGUAAAACGGGCGUGAGCCAGCAUUCAGAUUAAAAGGAAGAGAUCUGAUACUAAAUCUAAAUGUUCGUAAUGUAGAUGAACAAACAGCUCUCCCUGGUCCCUGGAAAUAUCUGAUCUGAACAGACUAUCAGCGAUUCAUACACAGCAGAAAAACAACAACUGGAAUACAAGCAGUGCUCUCAGAGGAAAAAAAACCAAAAAAAAACAGCAGCAAUUCCAAAACAAAUCAACAAUUAUAAAUUGAACUACAGCAAUAAUAAUAAUGAUAGCUGAAUGUAAAAUAAAAAGUUAGUUUCAACGCCCCAAGUUGCUGAUGUGGGGAUCAUGGAAGACAAAAAUAAACUAAAACAGAACGGACGCUUCUCCUACGGACAGACGUCAUCUGCGGCCUGCUCCAGCAGUACAAGCAUGCUGUUCAUCAAAACAAGCUUGAAUUUGAUCGAGAAGGUAGGAAGAAAUAGAAAUAUCCCUUAUUUUCUACAGGUGCAGCAGCUGUUUUCCACUAAACACACGUAUAGUAAAGCAGUGGGAUACAGGUAAAGCAGUCAAAUGAAAUAGUUCCCUUUCAGUGUAGUUUUAACAUCUUCCCAUAUGUGGGUUUUCUUAGGACAAAAUAGACUUCGGUAUCAUUCCUUCUCCGCAUUUAAAUGCCACAAGAAGGUUUUGUCACCCACUGGUUUGUAUGUAUUUGUCUGCCAACACUAUGUGUGUUCAGUGGUCACUGCUGCUUCAAAAAAUAUCACUUUUAGGAUGAAUUUUAGACAUUUAUAAAGACAUUAUGAUUACAUAGUUAGUUUUUUUCUUCAUUGUUUGUUUGUAAGACAAUUUCAUAGCAUAUUUCCAAAAUCAUUCCGAUGUCAUGCAUUCCUGAAUACCAUAAUGUGUGCAUACAUAUUGUUUUUUUUUUUUUAAAUCAUACUGAUUUUUAUCUUUACACAAAUUCUGGGCUACUGUUCUGAUUUCCUGUGAACCUGAUAGCCGCCACCACCCAUGAACUGGUUAUAAAGGUAAUUCAGAUCCAUAUCGGUUUUAACAAAUUAAAUCAUGAGGAUGACACUUAAACCCAGUCAAUCAAUUCUAGCUAUUUGCUGUCAUUAAACCAGCAAUCAGCUUGUAUGCCUUCAUGUCAGUGCAGCAACAGAUGCUUUGCAACACACACUGGGGAAGGGCCAAUAAAAGAAAAAAGAAAAAAGAAAAAAGAAAAGAAAA